GGUUGACGAAAAAUGUUCAGAAAACUUGAAAACUCAAGUUUUGCAACAAAAUAAACAACCCCAAGACCGUUACAUGCUCAUCAAGAAUCCAUAAUGUCACGAAAUAACUACUCGAUACGAGACAGAAAUAGAAGAGAAACAAGUGGCGAGAUCCAAUCUGAAAAAGCAAGAUUAGCCGGGGUCGCUACCCCCAAUUCGUUAGCAAACGCUUCAUCUGUUAUAUAUCUUGGUAAUAUUCCAAAUGAUUGGAACGAACAAAUUGUUUCCAGCGUGGUUGCUGGAAGUGGGAAAGUUGUAGACAUCAGAUCCAGAAUUGAUCCUCAAGGAAGAGGUAAGAAUUUCUGUUUCGUGGAAUAUUUGAAUCCUCAUGAAGCUGCUAUUGCUUUACAAUUGUUGAGUGAAAUUAAAUUAGGUCCAAAAAGAAAACUAAGAGUUGAAUUGUCAAAAGAAGGUUUAAGAACUACGCAUCCUAUCAAUAGACCUGUUCUAGAGUUAAAUAAAAACUUUUUACCGUAUUAUGUUCAGAUUCCUGCUGGUAUGCGUGAUUCUAGCAGUGAACCUCCACAAAUGGGAUUCCCAAACCAAGGUAACAAUACUCCAAUGGGUUAUAAUUCAUCAGUUACACCAGUUCCUCAACCUGGAAUUCAUCAACUUCCACCGCCUCCUUUCCAACAACCAGUUAAACAAGAACCAAUGCCUGAAGUUUUAGCGAAAGCUUCCCAAUAUUUACCUCAAUUUAACCCAUCAGCUUUUAGAGCUGAUGACAAAAUAUCACAAAAUUUACAGCAUAUACCCCCAGUGCAAUUGAUCGAAUUCAUAUCGACUUUAAAACAACUGGCUGCAACAAAUGUUGCGUCUGCUCAACAAGCUUUUGACAUGUCGCCUAAUUUAGCAAUAACUAUGGUCCAAUCCAUGAUCUUGAUGGGAUUGAUCGAUAUUAAUACAUUAACUGCCGCUAUACAACAACAAGCUCAGACUUCUCAACCAUCAAGCGCUAUUCCUACACCACCACCACCAAUUCAUUCACAACUUGCACCUCAACCUGAUCCAAGAUGGCCAAACCUAUCGGCUCGCACCGGUGAAAAACUGGCUAAAUUAGAUCCUAAUGAAGCUAGCAUGAUCGCACAAGUUUUAACAUUACCACCUGAUAAUAUUGGUGGGCUACCACCACAACAAAGACAAAUGGUCGAAUCGAUAAGAGCUCAGUAUUUAUAGAGUCAUGAGAAGUGUAUUAUAAUGUUUAAAUGCUAAAUCUUAGUUACGCCAUAAUAAAAACCCUCUGGCCUUCAAU
Messenger RNA from Hansenula anomala, 1291 nucleotides. RefSeq names its product cleavage polyadenylation factor subunit PTI1 (gene PTI1). Bases 94 to 1215 code for a protein of 373 amino acids. Gene Ontology annotation, molecular function: mRNA binding. Gene Ontology annotation, biological process: mRNA 3'-end processing. Gene Ontology annotation, cellular component: mRNA cleavage and polyadenylation specificity factor complex. NCBI's taxonomy places the organism in Eukaryota, Fungi, Ascomycota, Saccharomycetes, Phaffomycetales, Wickerhamomycetaceae. The transcript has a single exon. The record is from RefSeq and is a predicted model, not a curated record.